Molecule: messenger RNA, 3081 nt
Organism: Sycon ciliatum
Lineage: Eukaryota; Metazoa; Porifera; Calcarea; Leucosolenida; Sycettidae
Exons: 9
Coding region: 953-2491 (512 amino acids)
Source: RefSeq, a predicted model, not a curated record
UAGUACCAAGUGGCAAUGAAAACUCCUGCUGUGUUUUGUUCACAAUGUUGCAGGUAAGUAUUUCUGGAGAUGACCCACGCGAACGUCGGACAUGAAAUCGAUGUUUUCGCCGCCUGGAAUGCUCGCCAGAACUGUUGGCAAGACCGAAACGCAGCCAGCACACUUCUUUUCGCCAUAUUCACCGUCUCAACCACUGAACCAGCCACUCUUCAAACCCAGCGUGUAAUUCGAUUUCUUGACACCAGCACUCAUCGAUGAAUCGUCCUUCAACACUGGAAGAGUUCCUCGCUCUUGGCUGUACUGUGCUGUCUGACCAAGUCUGCAGCGCAAGCUGCCGCGUUGGAAACUACCAUGGCGUCUACACACGCGGCAGCGAUACUGCUGUUCGUUCCUUCGAAUGUAUCGCUGUAUGAAGUGAAGUGAUUUGCGACGUAUGUCGAUGUAGACGUUCUAUUCAUCCAUUGCUAGUAGCUAGGCCACAUAUUCAGGACAACAACGGCGCUCGCGCACUUGUCGAUAAGGACAUUUCGUUCACGUCGUGGAUUGGCCAUCGGCAACGAACAGAGAGUGAGAGGGUGUUAGCAUUUCCGAUGCUUCAUUUUGUAGUUUUUGAGCGGAGCGUGACGGCUGAGGUUAGAGUUCGUCGCGUUCGGCAAAUGUCGGGAGAUCGAGGCGGACAGAAAUAGCCAGAAAUCCCCGCUUGCUCCGGCACCAUCUUCGGCGAGGCGUGAGAACUCCAUCUGUCUUCUACUCGUAGAUCUGCUCCUGCUUCAGCUACUCCGAUCCUGCGUUAUUCAAGAUUCUCAAACGGAUAUCAGCAGACCCGCUUCUGACAAGUCGUCCGGCAGAAAACCGGUCUCGGUAGAACCCGGAACCGACGCUCCGUGAAGGUGGAUCGAACCGGAACCAGUCCACUCCGAGCUCGUGAGGAGUCCAGGCGAUUUGGUGAGUGAUGAAGAAGGAAUGUAGCGAGCCUGGGGGCAAAUCCUGCACAUGCUCAAGAGAUCAAGGGAACGAACUCGCCUCAGGGAUCGUGCGAAUAGUUCACCGUUCCCCACGUGUGCAGCUUCAAUGCCAACGGCAAUGGUGUGUGCGUACUGCCCUGGAUAGAUUGACAGGCAUGGCUGGAUUAGUCCUGCUAGUAGUAGCCCUGUUUCUGGCGAAUUGUGGAUGUGAGUCUGCACCAGCGCAAGAAUCGCCAGCAGUGGGGACAAGCCGGGAGCAAGACGCUUUGGGCUUCUUGCUAAGUCAAGGAGCUAACCUGACGGAUGUGCAUCGACAGCAAUACGGACCAUACUUUCGCUUCAACACCACCAUCACGUACAACACUACCAGGAUAUUCAACUCAACCGGAAAGUUCUUUAUCAUCUACAACAACACGAUGCGCUAUGUCAAUCCUGGCAGCAAUGUUCCAAACUUCCCGAAUGUCCCUCCACCGGAAACACGCGUAUGGACGUACAAUGUGAUGGUCACUUACCCACCACUAGUCGGACCACUACGUACACCUCCGCCAUUGCAUAGCACUGUGCAAAUUCCACCUGGUAGCAACAGCCCUGUUGCCACUGUGCAGGAAGAGCUGACAACCACAGCGGCGGUUACAGAAGAAAGGACAACUGAGCCCCUGCCCACAUCAGAGGCCAUAGAAGCUACAGAAAUACCAGACACUACAGAAACCAUGGCAGUUGAACUAGAAACAACAGCAGCUGCCCUAACAACAGUAGCAGCAACCUCCCCUACAACGACAAGACCAGUAGCAGCAGCACUGGUAAAAGGCAACCAAUGCUGGCUGAGAGAAACUUCCAGGAGAGACAUAGUUGAUGUGUACAACAGAGUGCGUACAAUCCCCAGCUACGACUGUGGUGAAGUGGAGAUUGGCACUGAGGAACAUUCCCUGCUGACUCAGCAACAUGAUCUACGAAAGAACACAAUUUGCGCAUUAGACGAGCACUGUCAAGUCAAUGAGAAGAUCCAGGACCUAUUCCUGUCCAAAGGUGGAGUUGAAAACACCUUAACAGCAAGCGGGUGCGGCUGUCGAAAUCGGGAAAGUCCGUGCCAGCGUCGCUCACUCAUAGAGCGCCACUACCCAGGGACAGCGCUGGAGUCUGCCGUCGAUGUGGGUGCUUGCCACGGUGUGUGUUCAAAGACUGGAGAGGCAUGUCAGGCUAUUGAAGAGACGUCAGUGACAAUACCUUCACCAGCAGGCCAAACAUGCGUGAAGAACAUCACAGCAUGCGGCUGUGCUGGCUCGUGUGUGUUCCAGCGGCAGAGAGAGGUCUACAGAGAACUGAAAUUGAGACCAGAUGGUAAUGGGACUUACGUCGUUGAUAAGGUUGUCCAAACUGGUAUCUGUGUUGGCACAUGCACUCCUCGCUAUUGGCGAUCGUUCAGGACUCGCUGUGUACCGGAUUGGCAUUCCUACGAAGACUGGUUUGUUGGCCAUCAUGGAAAGCUGCUCAAAGCGCAAAUAGUCACCGGGUGCAUUUGCCAAUGAUGGGAAGUGCAUCAGCAGCUUGGAAGAGAGAGAGAGAGAGAGAGAGAGAGAGAGAGAGAGAGAGAGAGAGAGAGAGAGAGAGAGAGAGAGAGGAAGAGAGAGAGACAGAGAGACAGAGACAGAGGAGGGAGGGAGAGCCGGAUUCGUGUAUGUGAGAGAGAUAAAACAAUUCGGUGCAUUUUUAAAGCUUUGCUACGCCGAUUGACUUGCACACUCUACCAGAGGCUGGCUUCAGCCCUCAGAUGAUCUAUCCACUGUACAUACUUGUAGUAGAAACCAAGCACCUCUCUAAACACUGCAGUCUUGCAAGCAGGGUUGAGAAUGUCUGGUUCAAGGUGCAAAACCUUUUUGAUUGUGAGUGUUCAAAUGCAAAUUAUUUGAGUUCUGGACUGGCACCUGUCAUGUAUUUCGACUCAAUGGAGUGCAAACUUGGUAGACAGCCAGAUUAUUCUAACUCAAUGUCACCAUUUCUCAUGCAUUUUCCCGCCCUGUAAUGGCGGCUCUUUGUGUGACUACUUACUUGUUGUUGCCAUGGUUUGCUUUAACACCUCGCCAUGCCAAAUCGUUUUGGUCACUGGCUUCUUUGCACC